CAGUUUGGCGGGGAGUUUGGUGGCCGGGGCUUACAGUGGCGGGAGUUGGAGGCUAUAACUAGUCCUCUUCUCAAGGACCCAAGUUGCGACUUCUGCUGAACCGGUGGCAUCUCGACGACUUUCCUCUCCGUUGUGCCUUCCCCCCCGGCCCAGAUGCUCUUCAAUUCGGUGCUCCGACAGCCCCAGUUUGGCGUCCCGAGACAUGGAUGGUCUUCACAAUACCCUCUACAGUCCCUUCUAACUGGUUAUCAGUGCAACUCUAAUGAUGAGCACACUUCUUAUGGAGAAACAGGAGUCCCAGUUCCUCCUUUUGGAUGCACUUUCUCUUCUGCUCCAAAUAUGAAGCAUAUACUAGCAGUUGCCAAUGAAGAAGGCUUCGUUAGAUUAUAUAACACAGAAUCACAAACGUAUAGAAAGAAGUGUGUUAAAGAAUGGAUGGCUCACUGGAAUGCUGUCUUUGACCUCGCCUGGGUCCCAGGUGAAUUUAAACUUGUUACAGCAGCAGGUGAUCAAUCGGCCAAAUUUUGGGAUGUAAAAGCUGGUGAGCUGCUUGGAACUUGCAAAGGUCAUCAGUGCAGCCUCAAGUCAGUUGCCUUUUCUAAGUUUGAGAAAGCUGUCUUCUGUACAGGUGGAAGAGAUGGCAACAUUAUGGUCUGGGACACCAGGUGUAACAAAAAAGAUGGAUUUUAUAGGCAAGUGAAUCAAAUCAGUGGUGCUCACAAUACCUUAGACAAGCAAACCCCUUCAAAACCUAAGAAGAAACAGAAUUCAAAAGGACUUGCUCCUUCUGUGGAUUCUCAGCAGAGUGUUACUGUGGUCCUCUUUCAAGAUGAGAAUACGUUAGUCUCAGCAGGAGCUGUGGAUGGGGUAAUUAAAAUAUGGGAUUUACGUAAGAAUUAUACUGCUUAUCGACAAGAACCUAUAGCAUCCAAGUAUUUCCCGUACCCAGGUAGCAGCACUCGAAAAUUAGGCUACUCCAGUCUGAUUUUGGAUUCCACUGGCUCUACUUUAUUUGCUAACUGCACAGAUGACAACAUCUACAUGUUUAAUAUGACUGGAUUAAAGACUUCUCCUGUGGCUGUCUUCAAUGGACAUCAGAACUCUACCUUUUAUAUUAAAUCCAGUCUUAGUCCAGAUGACCAGUUUUUAAUCAGUGGCUCAAGUGAUGAAGCUGCCUAUAUCUGGAAGGUGUCCACACCCUGGCAUCCUCCAACUCUGCUCCUGGGUCAUUCUCAAGAGGUCACAUCUGUGUGCUGGUGUCCAUCAGAUUUCACAAAGAUUGCUACCUGCUCUGAUGACAAUACACUGAAAAUCUGGCGCUUAAAUAGAGGCUUAGAGGAGAAAUCAGGAGACAAAUUGUCCACAGUGGGUUGGGCCUCUCAGAAGAAAAAAGAGGCUAGAGCUGACCCAGUAACAGUGACAAAUAGCCAGAGUACUCCUGCCAAAGCCCCCAGAGUAAAGAGCAGUCCAUCUAGUUCCUCCCCUUCCUCAGCAUCUUGUGCUCCAAGCUGUGCUGGAGACCUCCCUCUUCCUUCAAAUACUCCCACAUUUUCUAUUAAAACCUCUCCUGGCAAGGCCCGGUCUCCAAUUAGCAGAAGAGGCUCCAUCUCCUCCAUCUCUCCCAAGCCACCUUCAUCUUUCAAGAUGUCCAUUAGACAUUGGAUCACUCAAACACCUUCCUCAUCACCACCCAUCACUCCACCUGCUUCUGAGACGAAGAUCACAUCUCCAAGAAAAGCCCUCAUUCCUGUGAGCCUGAAAUCAUCCCAAGCAGUGGCUUGCUCUGAGUCUAGAAAUAGGGUAAAGAGGAGGCUAGACUCAAGUUGUCUGGAGAAUGUGAAGCAAAAGUGUGUGAAGAGUUGCAGCUGUGUGACUGAGCUUGAUGACCCAGUUGAAAAGCUUCAUUUGGAUCUGUGCUGCCUUACUGGUAACCAGGAAGACCUUGGUAAAGACUCUCUAGGUCCUACCAAAUCAAGCAAGAUUGAAGGAGCCAGUAUGAGUGUCUCAGAGCCUCCUUCUCCUGCCAGUCCUUAUGCUUCAGAAGGCUGUGGGACACUGCCUCUUCCUUUGGGAUCUUGUGGAGAAGGGUCUGAAUUGGUGGGCAAAGAGAAUAGCUCCCCAGAGAAUAAAAACUGGUUAUUGGCCAUGGCGGCCAAACGGAAGGCUGAAAAUUCGUCACCACGAAGUCCAUCAUCCCAGACUUCCAAUUCCAGGAGACAGAGUGGAAAGACUUCUCCAGGCCCGGUCACUAUUACUCCCAACUCCAUGAGGAAAAUUUGUACAUACUUCCAUAGAAAGUCCCAAGAUGACUACUGUAGUCCUGAACGGUCAACAGAAUUAUAGAUCCUAAUCUGAAAGCCAAGAGCCAAUGGAAAGUGAAGUCCCGUUGCUUCUUAGGCAGUCUUGGCACCGGAGUAUCAAGUGAGUUGGAGCAUUAAAGAAGGCUGUUUUGUCCUCACUAGAUGUUAACAGUGAGGUCAAGCCCUGUCCCUCCUGUGUACUCACAGGCACAGUAUGGAUCAAGAAGCAGCACAUAUAAAAAGACCUUUCUGAAGACUGAAAGGGAUUGUUCCUGACAAGUCAGCAGGAAAAGCAAACCGCUUAUGGGUAACUGAGUUCUAGUGGGGAAUGUGUCAGGCUAACAAAGGGCCAGCUCUCCCAGGGACAGGAAGUUUGGAAGGUGAACUGCAGGGAAACUCAUUUACUGGGGACAGAGGAACCACCCUUUUCCUUUUUCCCUCUGGCUGUGCUUCCAUAGAAGAGCCAGGCAGCUUGCUAAUCCCCAGCCCUGAAAGCAAGUGGGAGAAAUUUUUCGUCUCCCCUGUAUGGCUAAAUUCCAACCCCAGAUGAAUCAACCUAUCUGCUUCCUUAUUUCUUGCACCCAAACAACCACAUACUACUAAAGGAAGUCUCACCAUCAGGCAGUUUGCUUCCAGAACAAUUCAGGAUCACCAACCCCACAUGGGAUGGCUAAAAAUUUUACAUUUCUCUGGUCAGCUUGCACUCCUACCCAUCAAUAGCUGUUUCCAGCCUUCUCCACUUUCCUGCUCUCCUAAGGCCUCUGGGACUCCCACCUCGCUCUCCACACAUCUUUGAGUUCUUCCUUUAUGCUACCAAAUGUUUCAAACCUACUUACACCUUUACUUUUUCUUUAAAAAAAAAAUAAUUUUUCAAUUGCUGUUUACAGACAAUAUUAUUUUAUAUUAGUUUCAGAUAUACAGCAUAGUGGUUAGUUAGACAUACACAGGUGUCCCCCCAAAAGGUAUACACAGUUUGAAUAAUUAUAAAGACAGCUUAUUAAAAUACAUGUCAUUUUCAAAAUGUAGUAGAAUCAGCUGUUAAAUUGUAUAUACAUUUUUGGGACACCCUAUAUUUUACAAAGUAUUCCCCUCAAUAUUCCCAGUACCCACCUGGCACCAUACAUAAUUAUUACAAUGCUAUUGACGUUGUACUUUACAUCCCUGUGACUAUUCUGUAACUACCACUUUGUACUUUUUAAUUCCUUCAUCUUUUUCAUCCAGUUCCCCAACCCUUCUUCCUUCUGGCAACCAUCAGUCUGUUCUCUGUAUCUAUGAGUCUGUUUUAAAUUUGUUUAUUUUGUUCUUUAGAUUCCAUAUAUGUGGCCUUCUUCCACAUAUAAGUGAAAUCAUAUGGUAUUUGCCUUUCUCUGACUACUUAUUUCACUUAGCAUAAUACCCUAUAAGUCCAUCCAUAUUGUGGCAAAUGGUAAGCUUUUAUUCUUUUUAAUGGCCGAGUAAUAUUUAAUUGUACAUAUGUACCACAAUCUUUUAUCCACUCAUCUAUUGAUGGGCACUUGUCAUCCUUUCUUCUUGCUUCCUGUUACAAAUGAAGAGUUUUUCUUCUUAUUAACCAAGAACAAUUCCACCACUGUAUUUUAUAGCCUAUCCUCCCCCAACUUUCUUGAACCUUAUCUGUAAUUUAUCCAAUUUCUCUCUUGUGUAUACAGUCUUUCCCUCUCUACUGAAUCCAUCUUAUGGUUAUUUAAAUAAAUUCAUAUCUCUCUCAAUAAUAAAAGAAUACCUGACAUACAUCCUCUAUCUGUUGCCUUCUUUCUCUCUUUCUCUACAUAAUGUAAUUCCUCAAAAUAGUUCCACUUUCUCACCUCCCAUUUACCCAAUCUGGCUCUUGCUCUCAUUGUUCUACGGAAACAACUCUUGCCAUGGCCAUCAGUGAUAUCCAUGGUUAAUACAGUGGUCAUCUUUCAGUCCUCAUCUUGCCUCUUCAGCAUUUGAUUCUGUUGAAUUGUUAAAUGAUCAUUCCCUCUUUAAAAAAAAAAAAAUCUCCCCUUGGUUUCUAUGUUUCAACAUGCUUCUUGUGUAAUUUCUAUAUCUUUGUCACUCUUUCUCAGUCUCCUGUGCAGGCCAUCCAUCUCCACCUAGCCAUUAAUGUUAGAAUUCAAGAUACAGCGUUCUCUUUAAGUUUGUUUAUUUUAAAGUGCUAUAAACACUAUACUCUGUCCUGCCUUGUUAAAAUGUUUAAAUCAUCAGUAUAUUACGAACAUCUUCUGCAAAAUUAUUUUAGUGAGUGUAUAUUAUGGAUGUACCAUAACUUAUUUACUCAAUCGCCUAUUGUUGAUCAUGUGGGUCAUUUCUAAUAUUUUUACUUUUAUGAAUAGUACAAUGUUCAGUAUCUUUAUACAAUCCUUUUCCCACGUGACUACAUGAAUGAUGCUAAUAUUAAUUACUACUAUUCAGUCAAUAAUAAAUUGCUAUGAGGAAAUUGGAGGUCAGUAACAUAGAGGACAACUACCUAGGUUGCGCACACAGCAGUGCUGUGCAGGACUGAAUCUUAGGCAGAAGAAACUGGCAUGUUCUAAAGAGAUGUAUCUGCUAUAUCCCUGUUCAGAGCACUCAACCUGGGAGGUACCACCACAGAUGAUAAGGAUUCUGGCCAAGGCACUGUUCACUCUGGAAGCCAUGAGCCAUUUGCCUUAUUCCCACCCUAUACUUUGGCAGAGGAGUCAGUCCUGAUGGUGCCAGAUGGAUCUCAAAUGACUCCAGAGGACUGUGAGGACAUGAACUGGCUAAAACAGCUUCCAAGGCCUGAGGGCAGUCCUGGAACUGCUCUGUUAGGGCUAGACUUGGAUGACCACAGGACAAAACAGGUCAGCAGAAGUCUCUGCCAGAAAAGUGUCAAGAGUAGGCUGGUUGAGCAGACAGGAUGGGGCAUAGUCAUGGGAGUGAGAAAAUUGUGUGGAUGGGGGAGAGGGAGAGGUGGCACAAACAACUCAAGGGUUCCUCUUCAUCUCCCCAAAUGUUAAUAUUGGAGUGCCCCAGGGCUCAGUCUCUGGACUUCCCUUUUCUGUCUACACUCAUUUCUUCAGUUAUCUCAUUCAGACUCAUGGCUUCGAACACAAUCUAUACAGGGACAGUUCCCAAUUUUAUAUUUCUAGCCUGAUCUCCAGCUUGAUCACCUGACUCAUAUAUUUAACUGAAAAGUUGAUAUAUCCUCACUUGGAUGUCUAACAGACAUCUCAAAUUUAACAUUUUAAAAACUAAACCCCUAAUUUUAUCUCGCUCCCACUCCCCAAUUGUGAUCUAACUGCACAUAAUGGCAAGAACUCCCUUCUAGUUUCAGGCCAAA
Messenger RNA from Myotis daubentonii (Daubenton's bat), 5604 nucleotides. It is a transcript of the gene DTL, whose product is annotated as denticleless E3 ubiquitin protein ligase adapter. Gene Ontology annotation, cellular component: nucleus. NCBI's taxonomy places the organism in Eukaryota, Metazoa, Chordata, Mammalia, Chiroptera, Vespertilionidae. Gene Ontology annotation, biological process: mitotic G2 DNA damage checkpoint signaling; proteasome-mediated ubiquitin-dependent protein catabolic process. Gene Ontology annotation, molecular function: protein binding; protein-macromolecule adaptor activity. The record is from RefSeq and is a predicted model, not a curated record.